AUGCCGUAUCCACCGUUAAGAACAUUUUUUAAAAUGGGCGAGAAAAUUUACAGUAAUUCCAACUAUGAGAAGGUGACUCCUGAAAUUAUCCAGAAAGUAAAAGUUGUCACUGUUGGGGACAUAUCAGUGGGCAAGUCAUCACUUGCAAUGCGAUUCACAAAAGGGAUAUUUGAGGACCAGUACAAACCUACAGUUGGAGCAGUCUUUGUAUUUCGGACAGUUAAUUAUGGCCGGCGACGUGUUUUAUUUCAAAUUUGGGACACAGCUGGGCAAGAGAGAUUUAAAAGUCUGGUACCCAUGUAUUUAAGGGAUGCUAAAUUUGUACUUUUGGUAUAUGACAUCACCGAUACGAAAAGUUUCGAAGCCGUUCCGUAUUGGUUGAAUUAUGUGACCAAAUAUGCUCCCCCAGAUAUCCAGAUUGCUCUUGUGGCAAACAAAAUAGAUUUGAACCACAUGCAAAGUGUUGAUUCUCAGGUUGCACAGCAAUUUGCCCAGGAAAAUGGUGCCAUUUUUGAAGAAGUGUCUGCAAAAAAAGGAACGAAUGUUGAAAAUCUCUUUACAAGAUUAGGUGUGUGUAUCCCACAUUUUAAAAUUUAA
Molecule: messenger RNA, 597 nt
Organism: Acanthosepion pharaonis
Lineage: Eukaryota; Metazoa; Mollusca; Cephalopoda; Sepiida; Sepiidae
Source: the annotation of a GenBank genome assembly